Kwoniella botswanensis is the source of this 1824-nucleotide messenger RNA. RefSeq lists its product as uncharacterized. Gene Ontology annotation, cellular component: cortical actin cytoskeleton. Gene Ontology annotation, biological process: actin filament depolymerization. Lineage: Eukaryota; Fungi; Basidiomycota; Tremellomycetes; Tremellales; Cryptococcaceae. Bases 1 to 1824 code for a protein of 607 amino acids. The record is from RefSeq and is a predicted model, not a curated record. The transcript is spliced from 12 exons. Gene Ontology annotation, molecular function: actin filament binding.
AUGGCGUACAAAGCUGGCCCCAUAUACCCUUGUAACCCUGCUACGGCCAGGUCAGAAUCAACCAAACUCGGUGUAGAUCCCAAAGGUGAGAAGUUGAUAUAUACGAAUGGUAGAGCUGUGAUAAUACGAGAUCUCAACCAUACUGGAUUAUCUCACGCCUAUACCCAGCACACAAGAGCAGCUACAGUAGCUCGAUUCUCCCCUUCAGGUUACUAUGCCGCCUCAGCCGAUGUAUCCGGUGAAGUCAGAAUAUGGGAUGUCACUAAUCCCGAAAAUAACCUAAAACUCGCUAUUAGACCAUUGUCGGGUAAGAUCAAUGAUUUAGCAUGGGAUGGGGAGAGCAAGAGGAUCAUCGUUGGGGGCGAAGGUAAAGACAAGUUCGGCGCUGCAUUCUUCAUGGAUUCAGGAUCAUCAUGCGGUGAAAUCACUGGUCAUUCCAAGCCUAUCAACGCCCUGUCUAUCCGUCAACAAAGACCUUUCAAAGCUAUUUCCGGAUCAGAUGAUAAUUCUGUCAUUUUCCACUCUGCUGUACCAUUCAAAUACGAUAAGAUGAUCAAUACCCAUACGAGAUUUGUUAGGGAUGUUGCUUUCUCACCCAAUGGGGAUCUUUUCGCUAGUGUCGCAAGUGAUGGGAAGCUGUUUUUCUAUGAUGGGAAAACUGGUGAGACUAAGGGUGAAGCAGGAAAAGAGGGUGGUAGUUCCUUGAUGGCCUGCUCGUGGAACCCCGAUUCUCAAUCUAUUGCUACGGCCGGCGCGGAUGGUAUCGUGUCGAUAUGGGACGCAUCUUCACUGAAAUCCACUCAGAGCUACACCGUCGGCUCGGAUGUCCAAUCUCAGCAGAACGGAAUUGUCUAUGCCGGUCCCAAUUCCCUUGUAUCCAUCUCUUUGUCAGGUGUAUUGAACAUCUUCGAUACGAGAGAAUCCUCUUCGACCAAAUGGCGUACGUUACAUGGUGCUACCAAAGCUAUCACGGCAUCUACCCUUUCAGGUGAUAAUGAGAAAGAGGCUACAUUCUAUACCGGAUCUUUUGACGGUUCGAUCAAGAGGUUCGAUAUUGGCGAAAGCUACGGUGGAGACGAAGGUAGAUGCGACGAAGUGCAGGGCACGGGUCAUACAGCCAACGUAGUCGCGUUCAGCACAGAUGACAAAGGCAAGGUCUACUCGGCUGGAUGGGAUGAUAAAGUCGCUUCGAUCGAUGGUCAAUCUUUCUCAUCCACUUCGUUACCUAUCAAAGCUCAACCUUCCGGAGUUGCCGCUACUUCCAAUGCGAUCUACGUAGCCACCUCAUCAGGUUUGGAGGUGCAUCCAGCCGGUUCAAACUCUACUUCCUUACUAUCGAAGGAAACCGUAACAGCGGUUGCAGCACAUGGUGGACCGAACUCAGAUUUAGUCGCAUAUGGAGUAGGUAAGAAAGUGAUAUUGUCAUCUACCUCACCGGAAAAGGAAUUGGCUACGUUUGAAGAUAAUAAAGGAGAUGUGUUGUCUUUGAGAUUCACGAAAGAUGGAAAGUACCUAGCUGCUGGCGAUUCAGCAGGUAGAAUCAUUUUGGUUGAUGUAGAGAAGAAGAAAGUGACAGUCUCAUCAAGAUGGACUUUCCAUACGGGUCGGAUCGUAGAUUUGGCUUGGUCGAAGAGUGAUAAGCGCCUAGCAUCGGUUGGGUUGGAUGAGAAUGUGUAUAUUUGGGAUAGAGAGAAGGUAGCGAAGAAUAUCGCUAUCAAGAACGCUCAUCCUGGUGGUGUGACUGGGGUUUCAUGGCUGGGAGAUGAGAAGAUCAUCACAGCUGGUUCGGAUGGGAUAGUGAGAACCUGGACUGUACCUGCAUAG